UUAACGGGAAUCACCCGCAUCUCCACACACACACAUACAAAAAACUACAUACAAGCGCAUCAAACAAACAAUUGUCAAAAAAAAUGUCAAAUAUAACACAUUGGAGGAAACCUAUACACCUGAUGGUGAAUCUGCUAGUAUUGGUGACAGUAGUAUUGCCAUCAAUUGUGUCGGCCUAUGCAUUGUUGGACAUCAGACAGGAUGAAAAAGCUAAACGACUGCAUCGGUUGGACUCACUAAACAUAUUGGUCUAUACACUGUUACUCAUAUUGACGGUGUGUACCAUUUGGCUGUUCAAGCACCGGCGGGUACAGUUCCUGCACGAAACAGGACUGGCCAUUAUCUACGGACUGAUUGUCGGUGCCAUUAUUAGAUACGUUGGUCAGGACAGUGAGGUCACUCAUUUCAGUGUUAUACCGGAAUCAAUGGCAAACAACUGUUCAAACGGUACAACAGCUUACCCACCGUCCAGUAGUAGUACAGCCUUUCCUAUGCCACCCGACGCCCUGUGGAUCAAAUUGAAUAUACCAGUUGCCGACCACAACAACAACAAUAACAACCCGCACGACGGCAACGACAAUACCACUGUUAGGCCGAUUGUCGAGACUGUUAAGCGCACGUAUGCCUACCUAUUUAAAGGCGAACUAAGCGGUUCAUCUGAUAAGACCAAAUCGGAUAGCAAACAGAUGUCCGAUAAGGCGACCUUUGACCCGGAAAUCUUUUUCAACAUAAUAUUGCCGCCGAUUAUCUUCAAUGCCGGCUAUUCGCUGAAACGGCGUUUCUUUUUCCGCAAUCUCGGUGCUAUCAUGACCUAUGCAUUUAUAGGUACAACCAUAUCGUGUUUUGUUGUCGGAUCCAUAAUGAAACUACUGGUAGUCAUAAUGUCUGAGACAUUCAAAGAGUUUUCGUUCAACGAUUGUCUAUACUUUGGUGCCAUCAUAUCGGCUACCGAUCCGGUAACAGUGUUGGCCAUAUUCAAUGAUUUGCAUGUAGACGUUACAGUCUAUGCACUAGUAUUUGGCGAAUCCAUACUCAACGAUGCCAUUGCCAUAACACUGGCCGGCAGUAUCGACUCGUUUGACAAACACUAUGAUUUUGGUUUUUUUACGGCCGUUUGCCGGGCUUUUGGUAACUUUAUCUACAUAUUUGUACUGUCAUUCAUCCAGGGAUCCAGUAUUGGCUGUCUGACAGCACUGGUCACCAAAUAUACCAAAUUAUGUGAUUUUCCGCUAUUAGAGAGUACACUGUUUGUAUUGAUGUCGUACUCGACAUUUCUGAUGGCCGAAGCACUGGAACUUUCAGGCAUAGUGUCGGUAUUGUUUUGUGGUAUAUGUCAGGCACACUAUACGUACAAUAAUUUGUCGGACGAGUCGCGAAUGCGGACCAAAUCGUUGUUUUCUUUGUGUAAUUUUAUUGCCGAAAAUUUCAUUUUCACUUAUAUCGGUGUUUCGAUGUUUACAUUUCCCCGACACUACUGGUCGUUCUCAUUCAUUGUGAUAGCCUUUAUAGCCAUAGCCGUCGGCCGUGCAUUGAAUGUCUAUCCCCUUUCGUUUGUAUUGAAUUUGGGUCGUAAUAACAAAAUCCCGCUUCACUUCCAACACGUGCUGUUUUUUUCGGGACUCAGAGGUGCCAUGGCUUUUGCAUUGGCCAUAAGGAACACCCUAACAGAGCCUAGAAGGCUGAUGCUGACCAGUACUUCGCUCAUAUCGAUUGUAACAGUGAUUGUUUGCGGCGGCUGUACGCCGGCUCUAUUGCAACAGCUUCGGGUGCCGACCGGUGUUGAGGAGGCCGACCACGAAAUGCUACAGUUUAGCGGUGUGCGCCGGUCGGCAUCGGCUCAGACACCACAAGAUCUGCGAUCGCCCGGUCUGGCCACUGAUGUACCGACAAGGAGUGCCUACGAAAAGGCCUGGUUAGUCAGGAAAUGGUAUAACUUUGACGUCAGGUUUAUGAAACCUUUGUUAACUCAUUCGCGACCGUCGCUGAUGGACACAAUGCCCGACUGUUGUCUGCCAUUGGCUCGCAUACUGACCACUACUCAGCAGAUGACUGCCGAUGACUAUCAUCGGAACCCCAAUAAUGAUAGCGAUGACGAUCUUGUACUUCACGGAUCGGGUCAACAACAGGGGUCACAAGGGUUUAUGAGAAACAAUUCAACUGAAUACCAGUCAACCGAUUACUUGCGGAGCACUAAUACUAUGACUACCGGUGCCUACAUAACCAAUUCGAUCAAUUUGAACAACGAUGUGGUCAGACCUACUACACUGGUCGACAUACAUAACAAUGGUGUCAAUAAUAAUAAACCGCUCGGCAAUGACACACAACACAGGGAUCAGGAUGUAUACCAUAAUCAUCAACAGCAACAACAACAACAACAUCAACAACAAAGGGUUCGUCAACUGGUUUUACCACUCGAUAACAAUGAUAUACAACCGUCACAUCAUUUGGACUCAUCUUUUAUUUGAAUUUUUAUUUAUUGAAUAAUUUUAUUAUUAUUUUUUUGUUACUUUAGUUGCAUUUUUUAUGGAAAAAAUUAUUUAAAAUCGUUAUCAAUAUUUUUAUUUGCAAUUUUAAUUUAAACAAUUUAGAUAUAAUUAUUUUAUUAAAUUGCACAUCCACACACACACACUUUAAGUAUCAUGUUAUGUUGACACCCACCUAAUUUUACCACCGAUUGAAUUAAUUAAUUUCGACCCCCAUUUUUGACCCACAAAUUAAUUAAAAUUAAUCUAUAAUUAUUUAAUAAUGUUUUUUUUUUAAAUUGACAUA
Oppia nitens is the source of this 2769-nucleotide messenger RNA. It is a transcript of the gene Nhe3, whose product is annotated as sodium/hydrogen exchanger 6-like. The transcript has 6 exons. Gene Ontology annotation, cellular component: recycling endosome; membrane. The record is from RefSeq and is a predicted model, not a curated record. Gene Ontology annotation, molecular function: sodium:proton antiporter activity. Gene Ontology annotation, biological process: proton transmembrane transport; regulation of pH; sodium ion transport. Bases 84 to 2465 code for a protein of 793 amino acids. NCBI's taxonomy places the organism in Eukaryota, Metazoa, Arthropoda, Arachnida, Sarcoptiformes, Oppiidae.